CUUGCUUCUCGCUGUGCCACACUCUCGCCCAACAGUAAACUGCACAGAGGAUGGUCACCAUCAUAUUCCCCUGUGCAUAGGCUUACCCUAGGUAUGGCCAGAUAAUUUCACUCUCGAUUCCGCCUUCGCUUCUUUCCUCCUUCACCGCUUCUAACCUCCGUUACCUUCUACCCCGGCCCAAACAAUGGAACCCCGCAUGAAGUUCGACGACGCAGCCUGGGAACGCAGUGAUGAAAUCUUUGACGCUUGGAAGAAAAAGCUAUAUCAUGAACCUACGCAGCGAGCCAUCGCAGACUUAAUCAAGAAACACCGCGGAGGUGUCCCGAAAGAGCUCUUUGCGCCGCAACGAGGUGCCUUCAAUGUUACAUACCGCCUGCAGUUUGCCGACGGUGGCUCUGCGAUCAUUCGGUUUCCGUGUCCGGGGAUCCACAUGUUUCCUGAAGAGAAGGUCAGGAACGAAGUCGCUAUUAUGAGGUACAUUUCCGAUCACACGACGAUACCGGUUCCCUUUGUGUUACACCACGGGACGGCAGAGGAGUGCCCCGGGAACCUAGGUCCCUUCAUCAUCAUGGAGUACAUCGACGGCGCGCAGACGUUAUGCAGUGCACUCAACGUCCCCUACUUCACGCCGCAGGACCGCCCGAUACUGGAUCCUGAGGUAUCGGAAGAGAAACUCAUCUUCGUCUACGAGCAACUGGCCGACAUACUACUGCAGCUUUCAACCCUGACCUUCGACAAGAUCGGCACGCCGCUCGAGGUAGAAGAGGAAAAGUGGGCCAUCACCGAGCGCCCACUGACAUUCGACAUGAACGAAAUGAUCCAACUCGCAAACUGCCCUCGCUCAGAGCUCAUAUCCACCACCUUCGCCACCUCCACGGCGUACUUCUCCGCCAUCGCAGACAUGAAAAUCAUGCACCUCACUUACCAACCCAACGACGCCAUUGAAUCCCCCGACGACUGCAGACGGAAAUACAUAGGCCGCCACCUCUUCAAGAAACUCGCCAUUGAGAAGAGUCUCCACGACCCAAGGUUCGAAAAAGGGCCCUUUCGCCUAUGGUGCGAUGACUUGCGCCCGGAGAACAUCCUCGUCGAUGAAAACUGCCGCGUCCUCGCUGUUAUAGACUGGGAAUUUACGUACGCGGCGCCGGCGGAGUUUACCUUCAACCCCCCGUGGUGGCUGCUGCUUGAGGCGCCGGAGUACUGGAUCCGCGGGUUCGAGGACUGGUGCAGGGUUUACGAACCCAGGAUGAAGACCUUCAUCCGCGUGAUGAGCGAGCGGGAAAAUGCGUUUAUUGAGAAGGGGAGGAUGAAAGAGGAGGAGAGGUUGUCGGUGAGGAUGAUGGAGAGUUGGACGAGUGGGAGGUUUUGGAUUGAUUAUGCGGUGAGGAGGAGUUGGGCUUUUGAUGCGGUGUUUUGGACUUUUGUGGAUAGGGAGGUGUUUGGGGGGGAUGGGACGGGGGAAGGGUAUAUGGAGAGGUUGGGAUUGUUGGACAAAGAGGUCAGGGAGGGGCUGGAGGCUUUUGUGGAGAGGAAGGUGGAGGAGUCGAAGACGAGGGUUUUGAGGGAGUGGGUGUAAGGGGGGUUGGGGUUGGUUUCUGGCAUUGAACAUAGAAAUGACAAUGUGAAACAGGUGCUUGACUGUUGGCGUAACUAGUAGAUAGUCCUAGAGGGACAUAAUGCAUACAUAGGUAUCCGCUCCGCGGGGAUGGGCAAAUUAAAA
This is a messenger RNA of Westerdykella ornata, 1720 nucleotides long. RefSeq names its product phosphotransferase family protein. The record is from RefSeq and is a predicted model, not a curated record. The coding region runs from base 185 to 1576 and encodes 463 amino acids. The transcript has a single exon. NCBI's taxonomy places the organism in Eukaryota, Fungi, Ascomycota, Dothideomycetes, Pleosporales, Sporormiaceae.